AUGAUGGCACAGAGUUUUCUCUGUGUGAUGAGUCUGCAGACAGGGGCCUCUCUCAUAACGCUGUCGUUGCUCCUCAACAAGAUUAGCGGACUGUACGGUUUGCUUGCUUUGUUGACUGGCUACCAUCUGUCCCCGGUUCAGCUGUCUAUGUACAUCUACUCGCUUGCUGCCCUCGGCCUCACGGUGUUUCUCUUUCCACAUAUCCGAAAGCAGUCGCCAUUGCAGUGUUUGGGUCUCGCUUGGUUCUAUCUCCUAGAUACGGUCAUCAAUGCCGCCUACACCGCUGCGUUUGGGGUAUCAUGGUUCCUUGUCGUCUCACAGCACUAUCACAAUGCGCCUACCUCUGGAUUCGGCACCGAUACCAUCGGCGAGACUGCAGGAUUCACCAGUCCGAAGUACAAUGUAUCUUCUGUGCAGUUCUCUGGAAACGUCCUCUCUGAUGGGGAAGACACCGUCGUUGCUGCUUACCCGGCCAGUGCCCCCGCCGGAAGCUCUGGCGGAAGGGCUGAUGGAACACCCACCUUAGGCAAUGGUGUGAUGCAACCAGAGAGCUUUGAGAGCAUUGUCAUGAUUGCGGCUCUGUGGCUUGUGCGGGUAUAUUUCGUUCUCGUCAUGUUUGCAUUUGCCAGGCAGGCUCUACGCCAGCAAUUGUUGAAUGCUUCACAACCGCGUUAUAAUAAACUGCCCACCCACAGCCGAAACACAUCCAUUGCUAGUGCUGCUGAUAUCGACCGUGACCCAUUCCUCCCCCACACCCCUGAGGGCCAGGGCUGGCAGGGGGUGCUUGGUCGAGCCAUGACCAGCGUCUUCCGUGAUUACUGGCUUGGUCCAGAUUCAGCGGAGGAGGAAGAUUUCAGUUGGAUGAACGGAUUCGGUCGGAGAUUCCGCAAGCGCAGCAAUCUAUCCCUCUCUGGGCCAGCUGAGAGGGAAAGACGACGCCGGUCCGGCACCGGUCCUCCACAGCCUUCCCAGGCGGCUCUUCAAGCCGCUUCAUUGCAGCAACCAGCCUACAGUCAAGAGCCCGGGAUGAAUGUGAAACUCCAGGACUUGAGUGAGAGCAGAUAA
This is a messenger RNA of Rasamsonia emersonii CBS 393.64, 1065 nucleotides long. RefSeq lists its product as uncharacterized. NCBI's taxonomy places the organism in Eukaryota, Fungi, Ascomycota, Eurotiomycetes, Eurotiales, Trichocomaceae. The record is from RefSeq and is a predicted model, not a curated record. Gene Ontology annotation, biological process: inositol phosphoceramide metabolic process. Gene Ontology annotation, molecular function: inositol phosphoceramide synthase regulator activity. The transcript has a single exon. Bases 1 to 1065 code for a protein of 354 amino acids. Gene Ontology annotation, cellular component: Golgi membrane; inositol phosphoceramide synthase complex.